Messenger RNA from Mugil cephalus (flathead mullet), 4662 nucleotides. It is a transcript of the gene col6a1, whose product is annotated as collagen, type VI, alpha 1. The transcript has 35 exons. The record is from RefSeq and is a predicted model, not a curated record. NCBI's taxonomy places the organism in Eukaryota, Metazoa, Chordata, Actinopteri, Mugiliformes, Mugilidae. Bases 215 to 3235 code for a protein of 1006 amino acids.
GGUCCUCCUCUGCGCGCUCUGGGUCUGUCCUCGGACUAACUACGGCGGACUGUUGGAUCACCUAAAGUUCGCCCAAUUGUUUAAGAGGUACCGGGCUCGGGGCCGGAGAGGUUCGGUUGUUUUUGUUUUUUGUUUUUUUUUGUUUUUUUUUUAUCCGGGAGCACAGGGUGUCGUGUUUUUGUCAUCUUUUUAGUGUUUUUUUUGCAGCUUAAUCAUGGAGACUCUCCAAGUUCUCCUUGCGCUGCUGUGCGUUUCCCUGUCUGGAGCGCAAACGCAGAUCUCAACACCCAGGUUUGCGGAGUGUCCUGUUGACCUUUUCUUCGUACUGGAUACAUCUGAGAGUGUCGCCCUCAGAACGAAACCUCCAGAUUUCUACAUUGACCAGAUCAAAGAAUUCACCAAGCUUUUCAUAGAUGAACUCAAGGACAUGCGCCACCAGUGUGAUCGCAUCUUGACCUGGAACUCAGGAGCUCUGCACUACAGUGACGACGUCAUCCUUGUGCGAGAGCUCAGUAACAUGAACACUGAACGCCAGGAACUGAAGAAGGAUGUGGAUGGCAUCAGUUACAUCGGCAAGGGCACCUACACCGACUGCGCCAUCAAGAGGGGUCUCGCUGAACUGCUCGUCGGGGGUUCCCACUACCAUGAGAACAAGUACAUCGUGGUGGUGACUGAUGGCCAUCCUAUUACUGGUUACAAAGAGCCGUGUGGAGGCGUGCAGGAGGCUGCUAAUGAAGCCAAGCAGCAUGGAGUCAAAGUGUUUGCUGUCGCCAUCUCACCUGACCAGGAGGACACCAGACUGUUACUCCUGGCCACAGACCAGAAUUACAGACAGAACUUCACUGCUGCACCUAAUUCCAAAGCCGAAAAGAUCGAGACCAUUCGAACCAUCAUCGAUAUGAUCACCAACGAGACUAAGGAUGUGUGCUGCUCCUUUGACUGCAAUGCUCCUGGAGGACCCAAAGGACCAGAUGGAGACCCUGGCGCUAAGGGAGAAACCGGUAGACCGGGGAUGCCCGGAGAGAAAGGAGAUAUCGGUGAUGUGGGCAAUGUCGGUGAUCCUGGCCCCGUUGGUUACAGUGGAAUGAAGGGAGACCGUGGCUCCAGAGGAGAAAAGGGUGAAAGAGGACACAAAGGCUUCAAGGGCGACAAAGGUCAAAGAGGAAAUGAUGGAGUUGACGGACGCAAGGGUGAAGCUGGUUUCCCUGGGCUUCCCGGCUGUAAAGGUUCUCCAGGACCUGACGGCCAGCAGGGAGAGGAUGGGCCGAAGGGAGACCCUGGUCCGUUCGGACUAAAAGGAGAAAAAGGAGAUACUGGAAAAGAUGGUGACCCAGGACGGUCCGGAAACUACGGCCCCCUGGGGCCUAAGGGUGACCGUGGCCCUCGCGGAGCCAAUGGGGACAAAGGAGAGCGCGGUGAUGAUGGGCCACCUGGAGCAGAUGGAGCUCGCGGCGAGAGAGGACAAAUUGGAGAGAAGGGGGAGCAAGGUUCCCGUGGAAACAGAGGUCCAAGAGGAGACCCGGGGGAGCCAGGACCCCGCGGAGAGCAGGGAAGGGAGGGCUCAGCUGGACCCAACGGAGACCCUGGCGAGGCUGGCAAGCCCGGACCUCCCGGCUACAGAGGAGACGAAGGCUCACCUGGACAAGAAGGACCCAAAGGGCCGAGAGGAAUCAAAGGAGCUCCGGGAGACAGAGGCCAGAUGGGGGAGAGGGGAGAAGAUGGUGUCCCAGGAAAUGGCACAGCAGGUUGUCAUGGUUUCCAGGGUUACCCUGGCCCCCGUGGAGACCCUGGUGAGCCGGGCACCAAGGGAACUCCUGGACCCAAAGGAGAUGAUGGAGAGCCCGGAGAUCCAGGCCCAGAUAACAACGAACGGGGUUCCAGAGGAUCUGACGGGGCCAAAGGUCACAGAGGACCUGAGGGCAAGCCGGGACCUCCUGGGCCUCCUGGACCACCAGGAAGUGAUGAAUGUGAAAUUCUGGAUAUCAUUAUGAAGCUCUGCUCUUGCUGUGAGUGUAAAUGUGCACCUUUGGACCUGGCCUUCAUUGUGGACAGCUCGGAGAGUAUCGGUGCCGAAAACUUUGCUCUUGCCAAGGACUUUAUCAUCACAGUCAUUGACAGACUGAUUAAAGACCAGCAAGUCAAGUUUGCAUCCAACGAGUCCACCCUCAGUGUUGUCCAGUACAGUGGAUCGCGAGCACAAGAGAGCGUCAAGCUAAACGGUGACCUCACCUCUUUCAAGCAGGCGGUGAGAGACCUGCGCUGGUUGGCUGAGGCCACGUACACAGGCGAGGCCCUUGAUUUUGCUCUGAAGACCACCAUCGGGGAUAUGAGGCAAGGAAGCAAAGUCGUGCUAGUUCUCACUGAUGGACGUUCUGAUAUCUCUAGGGAUAACAUUCCCCUCAACGUACUCUGCGGUAAAGGCCUCCAGGUGGGCGGUUUAGGAGUGAAGGACUACUCAGGCCGCGAGCCCAACCAGGAGCAGCUUGAAGCCGUGGUGUGUAAUAAUGACCCCAAACCGGGCUUUUCCUUCGUCCUGGAGAACUUUGCUGAGCUUCUAGAUGACAAUUUCCUACAGAACCUCACAGCCAAAAUCUGUCAAGAGAAGAAAUGUCCAGACUACAAAUGUCCCAUAUCUUUCUCUGAAAGCACCGACAUUCUGCUCAUGAUGGACAGCUCGGCCAGUGUGGGCCAGAAGAACUUCGAGAUCAGUAAGACCUUUGUCAAGCGCUUGGCUGAGCGUUUCCUGACUGCAGAGAGGCAGAGAGGUGUCAGUGUCAAAGUGGGUGUGGGCCAGUAUAGCCGCACCGCCCGCAUGGAGCAACCGCUGACUACCAACUUGACCUUGCUGUCUUACCAAAUCGAUGAAGCGGCCUUCCAAAACGAUGGCACCAACGUGUUAGAGGCCAUGGAACUUGCCAUCUCUAAUUUACCCAGCCGUGGGGACGCAUCGGGAGGCAAGAGGAAGCUGGUGCUGUUCUCUGACGGCAGGUCUCAAGGUGUCACAGAGGCCAUCCUGGAGAAACGUGUUCGCCAGUUGGCAGAUGCCAGGAUUGAGCUCUAUGUCAUCUCGGCCGGCAACCAGGUCAACGAGGCAAACCUGCGCACGCUGGUGAGCAGGGGGCGGCAGGAUGACAUCUCCUAUGCCCAGCGCCACCGGUUCCGCGUCCCAGACUACCCCUCUCUGCUCCAUGGGGUCUUCCACCAAACCGUCUCCCGCAGGGUGUCCUUGCCCUAAAUGCAGGGCUCUGAACAACAGGAACAACACGCUUUUGAUUUUUAGUCCCAUUAUAAAUAUUCAUUUUCACUCAUUUACCACACACUGUUCAAAUACCUUUUUUUAAUAAAAAAAAAUGAAGAUGAAAAGUCAGAAACGACAAAUGAUUGUGUGGCAGACAAAUGUAAAUAUCUUCACAUAAAACUCUUUUACCCUGAGCUGCGCCUCCUAGGCAGACCAUCUCAAGCUGUGUUCAAAGUCCCACCCCUCUCCUGGAACAUAUACACCAAUGAAGGUGCUGGCCAAAAGCAUCAAAAGCAGCAUUGCUGCCUUGGAGGCAAAGGUCAAGGUAAAACAAUCCAAAUUUAAAUUGGGUCACUUUAGUCCUGGAGAGCUUUCAGUAAUGGCCACGUCAAAACCUAAUUCUAGCUUUCAUGUGCAUUGGGCUGGUUUGUACUCAGGUAUGCUGCUGCACCCCUGCCCAUCUUGAGGCUCCCCUCUCUCGUCUCUCCAGGACUCGAGCCACCGUCGUUUGAAAGAUUCCAUUUGGACUAAUAAUUGUAGCUUGUGCCACUCUUUCAUGUGGUUCCUGAGGUGCUGUCACAGUAAUAAGAAUACACAUGAAGAACCAUAGCUGUGAAUUGAAAACACAUUCAUUGGUGAUUUUAUGCUGCAACAACAUUGCUUUUGACCUAGAAGACUGGUCCCUAAGAAUUCUUUAACUUUUUCCAACCUUUGUCCCCAUAAAAUACAUUGAAAAGGUUCAUUGGAAAGUGAGAACAUACUCCACGCUUGAAGGAAAGCAAACCUCACUUGACCUCUCUGAUAGAUCGGCUAAACGACAGGAAAACAAGAUUUUUAAACAAAAACCCAUCAGUACUUCACCGGGUACUAAUGGAGACACAACAGCUGGACUCAACAUGUGUGCUUCAGUGUGUGUGUGUGCGCAUGGAUGAGACCCUCUGUGUGUACAUCAUUUACAAGUAUACGUGUCUGGAUUUAUAUGUAGCCUUGGGCGACUAUUCCAUAAACAGCUGGGGUCACUGGUUCAAAUUACAGAAUAACAAGUGACAUAAACCUGUUCUUUAUUGUCUGUGCAGCAGAGAAGCCUCAGACAAACACACACAUGCGAGCACACACACACUUUUGCACCUCGUCAGUGAGGUAGGAAAACAUAUGUCAUGGUUGAAGGCUGGAAAGAAAAACCUAAUGGGACUCUUGAUACCCCCUGACACCCACAGAAAAACACACACAUACACACACACCUUUUAGAUCUCUACAACUGUAAGUUUCACACGUUAUGUUGUCAAUGAACUGUCGUUAUUAUCUGUGGUGCUAUUAGUCUCAGUGUAACAGCCUCUUUCCAUGAUGUAUAGAAGAAAUUUUACCUGGGGACGCAGCCUCAGUAGUGUUGUAAGUGCUCCUACAAUAAAGGUUGCUACACCAAA